This is a messenger RNA of Daldinia childiae, 861 nucleotides long. RefSeq names its product Diphthine synthase. The coding region runs from base 1 to 861 and encodes 286 amino acids. Gene Ontology annotation, biological process: protein histidyl modification to diphthamide. The transcript has 3 exons. The record is from RefSeq and is a predicted model, not a curated record. Gene Ontology annotation, molecular function: diphthine synthase activity. Lineage: Eukaryota; Fungi; Ascomycota; Sordariomycetes; Xylariales; Hypoxylaceae.
AUGCUCUACCUCGUGGGACUAGGUCUCUCAGAUGAGACAGAUAUAACAGUAAAAGGCCUCGAAAUUGUUAAAAAGGCAUCCCGUGUCUACCUCGAAGCUUAUACGAGUAUUCUCCUAGUAGAUCAGUCUGUCUUAGAGAACUAUUAUGGCCGAUCCAUCGUAGUCGCGGAUCGCGAGAUGGUCGAGUCGAAUAGCGAAGAAAUCCUCCGCGAUGCGCAUACAGAGGAUGUCGCAUUUUUAGUAGUUGGUGAUCCUUUUGGCGCGACUACGCAUACUGACCUCGUUCUUCGAGCGCGCGAGCUCUCAAUUCCCGUCCAGACGGUACCAAAUGCCUCCAUAAUGUCAGGGAUAGGAGCUACGGGGCUUCAGCUAUACAACUUCGGCCAGACGGUAUCUAUGGUAUUCUUCCUGGAUAAUUGGCGCCCCGCGUCCUUUUACGACCGUAUCAAGGAGAAUCGAUCCAUCGGGCUUCAUACACUCGUGCUAUUGGACAUCAAAGUCAAGGAGCAGAGCUUAGAGAACAUGGCACGAGGAAGGAAGAUAUAUGAACCCCCUAGAUAUAUGACAGUUGGGCAAUGCGCGCAGCAGAUGCUUGAGAUCGAGGAAGAAAAGAAGGAGGGCGUUUAUGGACCGGAGAGCCUAGCCAUCGGCGCCGCGAGGGUUGGCGGCAGAGAAGAGAAGUUUGUUGCUGGAACACUAAAGCAGCUCUGCGAUGCAGAUGAAGCCCUCGGGCCGCCGCUACAUAGCUUAGUAUUACUAGGUAAAAGAGCACACGAGCUAGAGAGGGAUUAUGCUCGCGAGUUUGCGGUCGAUAAGGAGACGUGGGAUACGAUUUGGAUUAGGGAUUACGGUCAGCAAUGA